AUGGUCGAAUCUAGGAGCAGCUCAGAACUGAAUUUACCAAAAACAAGCAUUAAUUUCCCGCCUAGUCCACCAAGCACUGUCGGAAAGUCCAGAAGGUGCAGUUUUGAUCGUCACUCCAACGAUAUUCUCUUGCCAGGAACGCCUACAUCAUCGAGUGACGACACGUCUGUCUACCCUCUCCCUCCACGAAAUGGCAGAAAGUCAGUUCAGCCACAGGACAUCAAGACUCCAGAUAACCACGUAGAGAGAGAUGACCGUCUGAUUCGGCUAACUGGCGUCCACCCCUUCAAUUGCGAGCCUCCUCUGACCAAUCUGUACGAUGAGGGAUUCCUUACCAGUGAGAACCUUCACUAUGUCCGAAACCAUGGCCCAGUGCCACGGUGUGACGACAGUGACAUGGAUCGGUGGGAGUUUACUGUGGAGGGUCUGGUGGAAAACCCCUUUACACUGAGUGUCAAGGAGCUCAUCACGGAUUACGAGCAAGUGACCUACCCAAUCACACUUGUCUGCGCCGGAAAUCGCCGCAAGGAACAGAAUGUGGUUCGCAAAUCUAAGGGAUUCUCUUGGGGUCCCGCAGGACUAUCAACAGCAUUGUGGACGGGUGUUGUCCUUGGUGAUUUAAUCGCCAAGGCUAAACCUAGGCGACGUGCGAGAUACGUUUGUUUCGAGGGAGCAGAUAAGUUACCUAAUGGCUAUUAUGGAACGUCCGUCAAGCUGAACUGGUGUCUGGAUCCAAAUCGAGGUAUCAUGGUCGCCCACAAGAUGAAUGGUUGUGUUUUACACCCUGAUCAUGGCAAGCCUGUCCGUGUCGUCAUCCCCGGGCAAAUAGGCGGCCGUAGUGUCAAGUGGUUGAAAAGGAUUAUAGUCACAGAAGAGCCUAGCGACAAUUGGUACCACAUCUAUGACAACCGAGUUUUGCCAACUAUGGUGACACCUGAAGCAAGUGCCGAUCUGCCAGAUACAUGGAAAGACGAGCGUUAUGCAAUAUAUGACCUCAAUACGAACAGCGCCAUCUGCUAUCCGGCGCAUGAUGAAAGGCUCCCCAUGAAUAGCGGCACGAGCACCUACAACAUACGGGGUUACGCAUACGGGGGUGGAGGCAAACGUAUUACGCGGAUGGAGGUUACUUUAGACAAGGGCAAAACUUGGAGAUUGGCGAAUAUAGAUUACCCCGAAGACCGAUAUCGUUUGGCCCCAGAUGGAGAAACGCUCUAUGGAGGAAGGGUAGAUAUGUGGUGGAGAGAAACUUCGUUUUGUUGGUGUUUUUGGGACCUCACCCUUGAUGUGAACGAACUCAAAUCGACGGCCGACAUCAUGGUUCGGGCAAUGGACGAAAGCCUCAUGGUACAGCCAAGGGACAUGUACUGGAGCGUCCUAGGUAUGAUGAAUAACCCUUGGUACAGAGUCGUGGUCCAUAAUGAUGGCGACACGCUACGGUUUGAGCACCCUACACAACCUGCUUUAAUGCCUGGUGGGUGGAUGGAGCGGGUGAAAAAAUCAGGAGGAAAUCUUACGAACGGCUCAUGGGGGGAGAGACGAGAUGGUGAAGCUGAGAAAAUGACGAAUCGAGAAAUCGAAAAAGACAUAUGCAUGACUAAUCCCGAAAUUGAUCGUCUGGUCACUAUGGACGAAAUUAAAGAACACAGUGGCGAACAGGACCCUUGGUUCAUUGUGAACGGCCAUGUAUUCGAUGGUACACCGUUCCUAGAGAAGCACCCCGGUGGUGCAGCAUCAAUAUUUGGAGCUGCCGGACAAGAUGUCACGGAGGAGUUUGUUACCAUUCACAGUGAAAAUGCCAAGUCAAUGAUGCCUGAAUACCACAUUGGUAAACUCGACGAACCUGCACGAGCACAGCUUGCUGGUGAAGUCUCUGAAGUUGAUCCUACUCGAGCAGUGUUUCUCAAUACCAAAGUCUGGACGAAAGCACCUCUGCAUGAAAAGCUCACAGUUUCUCCUGAUUCCAAAAUAUUCAGGUUCAAACUGGAUCACAACCAACAACAAGUUGGGUUGCCUGUCGGCCAGCACCUGAUGAUGAGGAUACGCGAUCCCGCAACCCGAGAACCAGUAAUUCGGGCGUAUACCCCCAUUUCUAAAGGGUCGGACCAAGGGUGGCUUGAUGUAUUGAUCAAAAUUUACCAUGACGCCCCAGGUCGAAAAGGCGGCAAAAUGACACAAGCACUUGAUGCCGUUCCAACUGGCCACUUUGUUGAUUUCAAGGGCCCAGUGGGUAAAUUUGAGUACCUUGGAAAAGGUCUCUGUUUGGUAUCUGGGAAAAGACGCCGGGUGUCCAGAUUUAACAUGAUAUGCGGCGGGUCAGGUGUCACACCUAUAUUGCAGGUAUUGCGAGCAGUAGCAGAGGAUUGGGAUGACACUACCGAGUGCGUUGUCCUGGAUGGAAAUCGUGUGGAAGAAGAUAUCUUGUGUAAAUCACGCCUCGACCAGAUUGCGUCGAGUGCAGUUCGCAAAUGCCGCCUGAUUUACUGCCUCAGUCGCCCGUCUCCUACGUGGAAGGGACGAAAAGGUCGAAUUGGCAUGACUAUGAUUUCGACCGAAAUAGGUUCACCGCGGCCAAACAAAGACGACAUGGUCUUGCUCUGUGGUCCAAGCCAAAUGGAAACGAGUGUUCACGAGAUCCUAAGGGAUCUAGGCUGGCUAGAUGAAGAUAUUAUCAUAUUCUAA
Molecule: messenger RNA, 2679 nt
Organism: Pochonia chlamydosporia 170
Lineage: Eukaryota; Fungi; Ascomycota; Sordariomycetes; Hypocreales; Clavicipitaceae
Product: nitrate reductase
Exons: 2
Coding region: 1-2679 (892 amino acids)
Biological process (GO): nitrate assimilation; nitric oxide biosynthetic process
Molecular function (GO): molybdenum ion binding; heme binding; nitrate reductase (NADPH) activity
Source: RefSeq, a predicted model, not a curated record